This is a messenger RNA of Closterium sp. Yama58-4, 1722 nucleotides long. The record is from the annotation of a GenBank genome assembly. NCBI's taxonomy places the organism in Eukaryota, Viridiplantae, Streptophyta, Zygnematophyceae, Desmidiales, Closteriaceae.
AUGGCGCGAUUCGCUGUGGCUCAGCACAACGCCGCCAAGAACGACAGCCUACAGCCAGUCGGAGUUCUCUAUGUGGACCGCCCGAGCGCAGGCAACAGCAGUGCAGGAGGGGAGGAGUACCACGUGUCACUGGCGGCUCUCAACCUGCUGCGCGGCCGCACUGCCUUCUUCGACGCCCUCGUCUCCCUCCGCCCUCUCGUGGUCGCGCAAUCCGCGCUCCCUGCUUCUGUGAUUCCAGCAGCAGCCUCAGCCACACCGGUUGCCACAGCAGCAGCAGAAGCAGCAACAGCAGCAGGAAAUGGAGGAGGGGAGGGAUGGGAGUACACGUUGAAGUCGUUUGUGGUGCAGGCAGGGUCGGGGCAUGCGAGCACGCGGGAGGAGCAGGAGGCGGCGCUCAGGCACGUGGUGGCGGUGACGCCCCCUCCGUGCGGCGAUGAGUUGACCUACGUUGACCUGUCAGAUGCUGACGUGCAGCGAGUGGCGCGAGAGGCGGUGGCGAGAGCGAAUCAGAGACAGGGCAGCGGAUUGCUUUUGAUUUCGGUGCUGGAGGCACAGGUGAUGAUACUGACAUACAGACAGAGAGAGUACACGCUCACAGUGCUGGCAGCAGAUAACACCACCGGCAUGGCAGCUCACUAUGCCACACAUGCACUGGAUAACAGCAUCGGUGCCACGCUUGAUGAUACUUCACAAGGGGGGAACGCGAGUGGGAGGAGUGUAGUGAAUGUGACGGCGUUUGCGGUGGUGCCAGGGACGCAGCGGAAUGCAACAGCGGGGGAGAUGGCCGUGGCAGCAGCAGGGGGUUGCGCUGGGAGGCAUAAGAGCAGCAGCAGCAGCGGCGGCAGCGACGCUGGUGGUGGUGGGAAUGCAGCAGCGGCAGCACUCAACGGCAAUAGCAGCAGCCGCAGCAGCAGCAGCAACAGCAGCAGCGGCAGCAGCAGUGGCGGUGGUGGGGUGUUGCAGUGGGACUUGGCACGGGCCAUGGCAGGGGUGUGUGUGGAUGGGGGGUGGGUGCUCAUCCCUGCUGCUGCCCCCACAGACAAUUCAGAGCCUCCUACUGCCCCUAACAACGCCUCCUCUAAUGGCUCCGCCACCGCCCCCUACACGGACGCCUACAACAGCUUCUCCAUGCGCUCCCUCGCUCUCUUUGCCCUGGACCAACUCAACAACCACAGCAGCCUCCCCUCCAAUGUGACUCUGCUGGAUGUGCUUGUAGCGAGGGCGAAUGUGGUGGAGGGGGCAGGGAUCAACUACAGCGUGACUGUAACAGCCGCGGUGGAUGCAGCGUCAGCAGCUGGAGCAACGGUACCUACAACAACAACGGUACCUACAACUACAAUAUUUACAGCAACGGCACCCACAACAACACUACCUGCAGUGCCGCUGAGUGCACCUUCAACCAAAGCCAAGGCAGCAGCAGAGGACGAGGCAGGGAAGCAAGUGGUGGUGCUGAAGCUGCUGGUGUGGCAGGCAGUGCCCUUCACAGCUUUCCGCCUGGCUGACUUUUUCCUGCUGGAUGUGGGAGGUGAGGGGGAGAGUGGGAAGCAGAAGCAGGAGGGCUUGUUGCUCAUUGACUGUGCCUCCCCACCCCCGGGUCACAUCCUCCUUGGUAACUGCACCACAGUGCCUAAGGCUAGCUAUUCUUCUGUAGUUGCCGCGGUAGGAUUUGUAACAUUGCUUCGCGUGCUUGUCUCGCUGGCCCUUGUGCUGGCUCUCCUGUAG